Messenger RNA from Ostreococcus lucimarinus CCE9901, 990 nucleotides. RefSeq lists its product with no specific name. The record is from RefSeq and is a predicted model, not a curated record. Bases 1 to 990 code for a protein of 329 amino acids. The transcript has a single exon. NCBI's taxonomy places the organism in Eukaryota, Viridiplantae, Chlorophyta, Mamiellophyceae, Mamiellales, Bathycoccaceae.
AUGGAGAUCGCGCUGGACGGCGGAUGGACGCGCGAGGCGUACGCGAGGGCGAAGAGGGAGGAGCUGGCGCGGCUGGAGACGCGGGGCGAGCGACGCGAACGCGCCGGACGCGGCGACGCGUCCGUCGCGCCGAGGCGGUCGAGCUCGAGCGCGCCGACGCUGGACGACGAGGGCGUGCGCGGGACGCCUGACGCCGAUCUGGACGAGCGACGGCUGACGCUGAGCUCGGUGCAGUGUGGGCAGCGCGUCGUGCCGGAGAGCGUCUUCAAGACGCCGAAACCGUCGAGGUUCGGACCGGCGCACGCGACGGUCGCCGCGUCGGCGUCACCGAUCGGGGCGAGCGAGGCUCGAGCGAACGCGAAUGCGUUGGACGCGGCGAUCGUACGCGUGAAGAGUCAGCUUCUGUUUUGUGAGAAGGCGACUCGAAAGCGGCGCAAGACGCUCGAAGAGUACACUUGGACCGACCACGAAGUGCUGCAAGUUUUGUUGAAACGCGUCAAGUACGACGUCGCGAGCGCGCGACAGUUGAUGAUGAUUUCCCGGUCGUUCCUUGAGUCCCGGGACCGCAUUCAUGCCGACGUCACGUACGCGCAGACGUUGCGAACGGCGAUCGACACGCUCGAACGCGACGUACGCUUGAUCAUCGCUGGGAAAGACGAGACGCGGGAGCACGACGGCGAUCAUCGUUCGUUACAUCUCCUUUGGCCGGACGAGCAGAGUGAGACGAACACAGAGGCUCACGCACUUUUAUCGUCCGCCUUGCGCGCGCGCUCGAGCUGGGCCGAUGACCAAGCGCGCGAAAUCGGCGCCGAGCACAGCAAGAGGCUGCGGGAAAUCACGCGAGCGCAAAAUGAUUUGUUGGCGACGAUCACGGAAGGUUCGUGCGACCAGAUGACGCACGACGCCGCUUGCAAAGCAAUCUACAUGGUUUUGCGCAUGUACAAGACCAUCUUUCUACUGACGGAGCACGCUAGAGCUAGAACUACGUAA